CGCGUGUUUAUAACUUUACGAUUUGAAUGUGGAAGAAAAAAGUUACCUAUAGCAGUAUUAUAUACUAAAAUUUGUGAUGAUUAAGUAAAUAAAAUGGAUUUAGAAAAUAACCCUAAUGUUAUUGUGGUGCGUGCUAAGCCGGAGGGACAAAGAAAGACUUUUAAGCCAAAUAUUCGUGCAGUAAAUAAAAUUCCAAAUGAAUUAUUAAAUGAUCCUCUAUUAAACUGGGCAUGUGAAAAAUUACCGCAGAACUAUAACUUUGAAGUUCAUAAGACAAUAUGGAGAAUAAGAUCUUUAAACUCGAAAAGAGUGGCCUUACAAUUACCUGAAGGUUUGACAAUGUUUGCUACAACUUUAUGCGACAUAAUUGAAACUUUCACGGAAGCAGAUACUGUAAUAAUGGGGGAUGUAACAUAUGGAGCUUGCUGUAUAGACGAUUUCACAGCGGUCGCGCUUGGUGUCGACCUCCUCGUACACUACGGCCACUCGUGUCUUAUACCGAUCGAUCAAACUAGUGAUAUAAAGGUGCUGUAUAUUUUCGUAGAUAUAAAAAUUGAUCCAUCACACUUUAUAGAUACAAUAAAAUUGAAUUUUUUUAAAAGACAACAUUUGGCUAUUGUUAGUACAAUUCAAUUUGUGACUACCCUUCAUUCUGUUGCUAAAAUUCUACGAGAUGAAGAGUAUAUAGUCACAGUACCUCAGUGUAAGCCUUUAUCACCUGGAGAAAUUCUUGGCUGUACCGCUCCUAAGGUGGAUGCAGAUCUAAUAGUGUAUUUGGGAGAUGGAAGAUUCCACUUAGAGUCUAUUAUGAUAGCCAAUCCAAAUAUUCCUGCGUUUAAAUAUGACCCGUAUGAUAAAAAGUUUACAAAAGAAACAUAUGACCACGCACUUAUGAGAGAAAAUAGGAAGAAUCAAAUCCAAAUAUCCAAAAGUGCGAGUGAUUUUGGCCUUAUUCUUGGCACACUAGGUAGGCAAGGAAGUACAAAAGUCUUGGGUAAUCUUGAGAAACAAAUACAGAAUGCCAAUAAGAAAUAUGUAAAGAUAUUGCUAUCAGAGAUAUUUCCAAGUAAAUUGUCACUAUUUACAUUGGAUGCAUUCGUCCAAGUAGCAUGUCCGAGGUUAUCUAUUGACUGGGGAACAGCGUUUACGAAGCCUCUUCUGACACCAUAUGAGUUUUCAGUUUUGCUCGAGAAUAGCAAGUGGUUGAAGGACGAUGGAACAUACCCUAUGGACUUUUAUUCUAAUGACAGCUUAGGUCCUUGGACUCCUAACUAUAAGCCUGUCCUAUGUUCCGGCACUGACAAGAAGUGUGAAAAUUGUUGUGAAGGUAAAAGUAAAGAUUUGAAGUGACUCACCGGUGCACCUUGGGCUGCUACAGCCGCGGUCUCUCUCGCUUGGGAAAAUACUUGGGAAUCCAUAAAUUUUGAUGGGAAAGUUUCAGCUAAAUUUUGAAUUGGAAUGUUCUUUGUAUCCUUCCUGCAAAUUAUCGAAGUUAAAUGAUUUUAUUGUAAACAUCUUAAUUAUGAUCUGUAAAUAUAAAGUCUUUUUUUCACAAUUACCUGUGCAUCAGGACUACAGAGUAGCAGUAGUUGAACAUCUGAGGGUUUAUCUUCACUCUUGUAUAUACACAUGUCGACAGGAACUGCUGGAGGUCAUUCUCCGGGACGGCUGAUACAGAAUUAGCACAUUUUAUGACAGAUAAUAAUUUAUUAAUUUUAUAUAAAUGAAAUUGUAAAUAAAUGAAAGGGCAGUAAAAAAA
Molecule: messenger RNA, 1759 nt
Organism: Melitaea cinxia (Glanville fritillary)
Lineage: Eukaryota; Metazoa; Arthropoda; Insecta; Lepidoptera; Nymphalidae
Gene: Dph1
Product: 2-(3-amino-3-carboxypropyl)histidine synthase subunit 1
Exons: 2
Coding region: 94-1350 (418 amino acids)
Biological process (GO): protein histidyl modification to diphthamide
Molecular function (GO): 2-(3-amino-3-carboxypropyl)histidine synthase activity
Source: RefSeq, a predicted model, not a curated record